This is a messenger RNA of Phlebotomus argentipes, 3566 nucleotides long. RefSeq lists its product as uncharacterized. The coding region runs from base 104 to 1912 and encodes 602 amino acids. The record is from RefSeq and is a predicted model, not a curated record. The transcript has 3 exons. NCBI's taxonomy places the organism in Eukaryota, Metazoa, Arthropoda, Insecta, Diptera, Psychodidae.
AAACAAAAAUGUAGGGUUAUAUCGGAACGUCAAGUAUAGAAUUGUAUUUGUUGGUGAAAACUUUCUUGUUUGGUGCGUUUCUCGUGACUUAUUCAUAACUAAAAUGCCCUCUCAGAAGCAUAAAAGUACCACCAGCAGACCAUCACAGGCAAAGCAGACAAUGGAUAAAGCAAAGAUAAAAUUGGAACCAGUUGAUAUUCUUCCACUUUCUGGUUAUGUGGAUGACCGAGUGGAGCUGAUUAAGCAAGCAUUCCAGUGUCUAAAGCCCAAAUCAAUCAAGGCAAUAGCUCCUGAGUUCUUGCAAAAUAAACCCAUCGAGAAGAUACAGGAACAAUGCCUCAAUGAAGUACUUGGCAUGUCAAAGAAGCGGCUGUUGUCGAUCAUUAACGCUACGAAAUGCCCUACGGAUACUGAAUCUUCAGACGAGGAGUCUGUGAGGCCCAUUGAAGAGCACAUUUCACUGGAUGAGAUCUCAUCAGAGGAUGAACGACCGAAGGGUAUUGCUAAACGACGAGCAAAGACAGAUACAAACGACAAAGAGACUGAAGAGAAGAAAGAAUAUUCUGUAUUGGAACUUCUUGAGCUUCAAGCACGAGCGAGAGCUAUAAGAUCCCAAUUAGCUUUGGAGCCAGUGACAAAGAUUGAAAUAAAAGAAUCCGACGAGGAAGACGUUGCAGAUGAGCCACCUAACAUAAAACCAACUCCGCAAUCUUCAAUACAAUCUAUGCAGAAGAGUGCUGCUUCCAAUGCAUCUAGCAGUCGUAAUUCAGAGAAGAGUUCUAAUGUAAGAACAAUUCAUGUAGUCAAAAGUACUGUUCCAGGGGUAAUUAAAUCAAAGGAAAAGGACAAGAAUCUGAGUAGGAAUGGCAUCGAGAAGAGCCAGAUUGUUGAAGAAUCAAAUUUGGCCACUGAAAGACGUAUAAAAUUGAAGCGAAAUUGGAGAAAUAAGUCACAGGAUACCAAGGAAGGAUCUAAAAUUGGUUCAUCAAACUUGGUGAUUGAAGUGAAAAAUCCAGGAGUACAAGUGCAGUAUACUAAUCUGGAACAUGCGAGAGACAGAAGCACAUCACCAGACGUUCUUCCAAUUGUUGCGAGUCCAGAAACUUUCUGUAUCUCCAGUGACACAGACGAAGAGGCUUCUGAGAAGAGGAUUGCAAAGAAAGAGGAAAUUGUAGACACUCCAGCGGUGAUAGAAAAGGAAUUGUGUUCUCCGAAGGAUCCAGAUGCAAGAGAACACAAAACAGAUGAACCUCUUGAAGAUGGUGAAGUUGUUGAUGAACUGGAGCUGACAAUACAUGAGGAUGAUGAAAAUCUUGAAGCGGUAAUGUCAGAAAAACCUCAACAAGUGGAAGAGAAUAAGCUCGUGGAGACUGCUGAAGAUGAGAAGCAGGAAAAAGCGAUCACCGAAGAGAAAAUUGAGGCUGUGGCUGAAACGAAAAAAUCUAUCUCUGAAGAAGAAAAGUCGGAUGAUGAUCUGAAUGACGAUUGUAUUGAAAUUGAGUGUACGGAUAUUUUGGAGGAGCAUCAGGAGAAUGUGGAGUUGAAGGGGGAAUCAGACACGCAGAAUAAAACAGAACCCGAGGAAGAAAUUCUCGAGUUGAGUGACUCAAGCGACGAAGACAACCUUCCGCUGUCUCAGCUCAUCGGGGAGAAGAGUUCACCUUCAAAAGGCAGUAAGGCUGAAUCGUGGAAUUCACGGUGGCUGGAGAGCUCACGCGUCUCGAAGAUCAUGGCGACAUCUCGGCUGGGAAACUCUGUGCGACGAAAGAUAAAGACAAAGGGCAAGAAGAAGAGGGAAGUAGAGGUGAAUGAGACCAAUUCUGUGGAGAAGGCGCAAGUGAAAGUCACUGAGUCAAGUGUGGAAGUAGGAUCAGUGGAGCAUUUUCGCGAGCUCGUAGACAAUCAACAGUAGGGCGCGAAGAUGAUGGAAAAGUCUGGGGUGAGAUGUGCGACAAGAAGCGCUAAACCCGUAAUCCCGUUCACGAAGUCGGAAUCCAAAUGGGAAAAGCUGAGUGUGUGCACUAAAGACCGUUUUAUCAUCGAGCAACGAGACGCGGAGAACGUGUUUGUUAACCAACAUAUAAUCCGGAUUUAGUUGAGGAGGCACAACAGUGCGCCAGAGGAUGGAUGCACACUACUCGAUCGCCGUUCGUGGUACAACUGAAUGGCCAAUGCCAGCUCUACCAUCCGUGUAGCUCUUGGGAUGGAUGAUCGAGUUGAUGUAUACCAUACAACCUUCUUCGGAGUCACAUGAGAAGCAAACCAAGCCAUGGGCAAAUGGAGAGUGGCCUCGAGAGUGUGAUUCUCUCUUUUCUCGGGAAGAGAUAGUGGCUGAGAGAGUGUAUAAAAGAAGUGAAAAAAUGUGUGUGAUUCUGUUGGCGCGCGCCCGAGCUCAAAAUCAAGACUCUCCUCAACAAAGCGUUUACCUGGUGGUGCUCCACCAAGUGAGAGAGCGAGAGAGAUGUGGAUACACUCAUAUGGCGAGAACGGUGUUCCAUUAACCUACUGAUACAGAACCAUCCAACAAAACCAACAUAACUUCUUCUGCCGCUUCAUGGUCUUGGUCGUCUUCUUCGUCAGCGUCAUCUUAGGAAGCAGCAGGUUUGUCAUUAUUUUACGACAUUGCUUCUUGUUCCCUUGUAAUUGCCAAUUGAUAAAAAUACACUUACUCGAGAGUGCACCAACUUCUAUUGUCCAGCCAAAAGGAAUUCAAUUAUCAACACAACUCACGUUUUUUUUUUAUCACAACCCUCCUGUUGACAUUGUCGAUCGAUAUGACACCAUGAGUGGCCAAUUCUAGGCUUAUCUCCGUGGCAACUUGAGGCAUUCAGAUUAAGAUUUUUCUGACUGCUAAAUUGGCGAAACGACGGAAAAUUUAAAAAAUCGCUCUAGCAUGUCAAGUUUAGAUGAAAAACUCUUAGCAUUUCUCCAUUAGGAAAAGGAAUAAUGAAUGGAAUUGCGAAUUAAAUGUUUUAAUUGAGAAAGAGAGAAGGCCACACAACUUGGGGAGAUUUCCCCACAAGAGAGUGAUUGGGAAGGCAAGAAAAGUGGUAUUAGAGGUGUAACGGAUUAUUUAUUUCAGCAAAUAUGAAUUUCACAGUUGAGAGAAAUGUAUAUCGGUUUAAGAUGCUCUCGAACAUGUACGGUAAAUUUCAUCUCAAUUCACUUUGAUAUUGUUUAUCAAUAUAUAAAUAGAUAUAUAUAAUUUGUCUGUAUAUAUGCUGAGAUGCUUUCAUUGUGCUUCCUAUGUUCGCAUUGGUGAUUAAUUGCGCGUAAUUGAGUCGAUUUGUGUGGAUGGGAGUUAGAGAGUAAUUAUGCAUAAUUAUUAGAUGUUUUCUAUUGUAAAUGUAAAUCUACAUGUCUCUGAUUUAACCACUCUUUUUAUCAGAUUUUUAUCAGUAUUCAUCACACAUAAUUAUGUGUUUGAUAGCGGACGGACGACUGAUUGAAUGAAUGACUUUUUUCUAAUUAGCUAUGUACAGGUACUGCAUACAUAUUGCAAUCAAGAUGUAAAUCCUCCAAAGGGAAAAUGAAAUAUUUUGUAUGCAAUACAAAUUAAAUACAGU